Molecule: messenger RNA, 707 nt
Organism: Hibiscus syriacus
Lineage: Eukaryota; Viridiplantae; Streptophyta; Magnoliopsida; Malvales; Malvaceae
Exons: 3
Coding region: 92-691 (199 amino acids)
Source: RefSeq, a predicted model, not a curated record
GAGUGAACCUUCGUUGCCAUUUCUUCUUCUUUAUUUGUACAUAAACUCUGCUCUUUCCACCCCAAAACACCUGCAAAAAGAGAAAAAAAGGAUGGGUUUAUCAAAGGAAGAGAAAUCAAGAAGAAUUUGGAGAGGUUUCAAAACAGUGUUCUUCUUGAUAACAAUGGUGAUUUCAUUACUGGUAUUUUCUGCACCAGUUUUCUUUGUAAUUGCCGAUACGAUUCUGCCUUCUGCUUUGCUUUCACUUUCCCUUUCUUUAUCAUUCAAAACCCUUUCUUCUCAUUUCAAUAACUAUGAUUUGAGAUACUCUCUCGUAGAUAUCCCUCUUGUAUCCAUCUUCAGAUCAGCUGUUAUCAUCUGUGUUUAUAGUUUUUGUGAUGGGCCAAAACUUUGCAGCGGAUUGUACCUUGGAAUCACAACGAUAUGCUCUGUUUCAUCUUUAGUUUUCGUUUCGUUGAAGGCACCAUUUGUGUUCGGUUCGAGUAUUCCUAGAGAAGGUUCAGCCAUGGUAGCUGCUCUUUUAGUUUGUUCAUUGGCUUUGGCAAUCGCACAUAUAAUUGCGGCUUAUAGAACCAGUUGCAGAGAAAGAAGAAAACUCCUUAUCUACAAAAUUGAUAUUGAAGCUAUCUCAGCUUGCAAGAAUGGGUUUCCAAGGUAUGAAAAGAUUGACCAAGAAGAAAGAGUGAAGUAAAUAGUAACAAAUUGCA